Messenger RNA from Aureobasidium melanogenum CBS 110374, 363 nucleotides. Its product is annotated as V-type ATPase. Gene Ontology annotation, molecular function: proton-transporting ATPase activity, rotational mechanism. Gene Ontology annotation, biological process: proton transmembrane transport. The record is from RefSeq and is a predicted model, not a curated record. Gene Ontology annotation, cellular component: vacuolar proton-transporting V-type ATPase complex. The coding region runs from base 1 to 363 and encodes 120 amino acids. The transcript has 5 exons. Lineage: Eukaryota; Fungi; Ascomycota; Dothideomycetes; Dothideales; Saccotheciaceae.
AUGUCUGCACAAAACUCGGCUGGUAUCCAAACGCUGCUCGACGCUGAGCGCGAGGCCCAGAAGAUUGUCCAGCAAGGCAAGCUCUACCGCACCAAGCGUGUAAAGGACGCUCGCUCCGAGGCUCAGAAGGAAAUCGACGAGUACCGCAACAAGAAGGAGGAAGAGUUCAAGCAAUUCUCAACACAGCACACCAGCGGCAACGAGCAGGCCGAGAAGGACGCCACCAAGGACACAGACGAGAAGCUGCAGGAGAUCAAGAGCAUUGGCGACAAGGAGGGCCCCACCGUCAUCGAGAACCUGCUACGCGCCGUCACCGAUGUCAAGCCCCAGGUUCCUGACAGAACCGAGCAGCCCGUCGCAUGA